CCGUUGUUCAUUCGGCUGUCAACAUGCAGCCACUCAACGAGAAGCUAGAUGCGUUGAGGGAGCCAAAAGCGAAGCAUGUUGAAGCCGAGGCCACUGCAAGAAAGUGGAUCAAGUUCAAUACCGUCAGAAUUGUUAUGCCCUUGGUCGCUGGGUGUUCUGCGCUUUGGGCGACCCUUAAGUCCAUGUAAAAUAACUACCAGAGUAUGGUGCCUGAUAUAGGGACAGACUUGGGCC
This is a messenger RNA of Pseudomassariella vexata, 234 nucleotides long. RefSeq lists its product as uncharacterized. The record is from RefSeq and is a predicted model, not a curated record. The transcript has a single exon. Bases 24 to 188 code for a protein of 54 amino acids. Lineage: Eukaryota; Fungi; Ascomycota; Sordariomycetes; Amphisphaeriales; Pseudomassariaceae.